AGUCAAGCCAAGCCCUCUUUGCCAAGGACCAUGCGGGCAGCCGCAACCUUGUAACUCGCUUUAACCCUAUUUAUACGCGAAAUAUAGUGGUAACAUCGACUAUUGGGACCCAGUUGAUCCUCGAUGGAGUAGAGACCCUGCUGGUCAACAAAUGGCUAUUCUCUAUUACGAACAUCGUAUGCGACCUUUAGAGUAUACCAUUAUUGCUCUCAUCCCAUUGUUCUUUAUUGUCAUUGCCUUCUUUGCCUGGAAACUGCGAAAAAGCUUUGCAUGGGAUAACUAUCGCAACUUUUCGGCUGAUGUCCGUGUCAGAAAAGCUUUGAUUCACCUAUCCAUCUUGUUGACACUCUUGAAACUUGACUUAUACUUUGUAUUCUCCUACGCCGCCCAGCUCAUCCCGUCUUCCAAGCUCGGUUAUGAUGCCAGUAUCGUAGAAAUGAUCUUGGUAUUCGUACUGGGUGCUCUUGGCCUCGCGCUAGGCUUUCUAGCUGUUUACAAGGAAAACAAGUGGUUGAUGGGCACUUUCGGUAUUGCCACUCUGUUGAGUCUGAUUUACUUUUUAUACCGCCUGGCCAAAGUCUCCAUGCCCCGCGACGCCUCAGACGAUCCUUACCAAUUUACUCGACGGUUCCUGAUCUUCACUAUUGUUAUUACCAUUGUACUUAACAUUGGUACCAGCGUGAUGACCGGUUUCGCCUUUAAUAACCUAUGGCAUGGCGUAAAAGUCUUCACUAAAGACCAUAAAGGAGGCGUGGUCCAGAAGAAUACACCUAUUGAUAUUGACGAUGGCUCCGACUUGGAAAUGACAGCAGGACGUCCUGGCGAUAAAACCGAAGUUGAGCAUGUUCAGCAUGGGAAAAAUAACAUGUGGACCAUUGAAUAAGCUUCUCCUUCGAGCACCGCCUUGUGAUAUUGCUUUACCCUCUAAACUUUUCACCAGGUUGCUAAUCGUCCACUUUAUCCCCCAUCUAUGUAUUGUCGUCAUUCCCUCCACACAUUUAGUUCACUGUAAUAUCAAUUCCCCCCUCCCCCUCAUUGCCCACUUACAAUUUAGUUGGGAAUAGUUCACCUAUGUGCCAACUAACUGCCAAAAAAAAAGAUAAACACAUCAUGUUAAGAAUACCGUGG
This is a messenger RNA of Umbelopsis ramanniana AG, 1128 nucleotides long. RefSeq lists its product as uncharacterized. The transcript has 3 exons. The record is from RefSeq and is a predicted model, not a curated record. The coding region runs from base 152 to 883 and encodes 243 amino acids. Gene Ontology annotation, cellular component: Golgi apparatus. NCBI's taxonomy places the organism in Eukaryota, Fungi, Mucoromycota, Umbelopsidomycetes, Umbelopsidales, Umbelopsidaceae.